Papilio machaon (common yellow swallowtail) is the source of this 2191-nucleotide messenger RNA. It is a transcript of the gene Muc91C, whose product is annotated as pro-resilin. The transcript has 4 exons. Bases 1 to 1737 code for a protein of 578 amino acids. The record is from RefSeq and is a predicted model, not a curated record. Gene Ontology annotation, biological process: positive regulation of transcription by RNA polymerase II. Lineage: Eukaryota; Metazoa; Arthropoda; Insecta; Lepidoptera; Papilionidae. Gene Ontology annotation, molecular function: transcription coactivator activity. Gene Ontology annotation, cellular component: RNA polymerase II transcription regulator complex.
AUGCCGCACGAUUUUUGCACAUCGUGUUCUCCCUUAAAUAUUUGCCUAUUAUGUUUGCAGUUGUUCGCUUUACUCCUGGCGGCUGCGGUGAGCUCCGGCGUGACUCGGAAACACUACAAGCGAGAAGCACCGCUGAGUUCAUCAUACCUACCGCCGUCAAGCAGCGGCGGCAGACCAUCCUCUUCCUACGGCGCCCCUAGGCCUUCAAGCAGCUAUGGGCCUCCCAAGCCAUCUUCGAGCUACGGACCACCGAAGCCGUCGUCAAGUUAUGGGCCACCUAGACCUUCCUCUAGCUACGGUGCACCAUCGUCGAGCCACGGGGCUGCCAGGCCAUCGUCGAGCUACGGUGCCCCGGCACCUAAACCCUCAUCUAGUUACGGACCUCCAUCGUCGAGUUACGGAGCUCCGGCACCCAAACCAUCAUCUAGUUACGGACCUCCAUCUUCGAGUUACGGAGCUCCGGCACCUAAACCGUCAUCUAGUUACGGAGCCCCGUCGUCGAGUUACGGCGCUCCCGCGCACAAACCGUCGUCGAGUUAUGGAACUCCUUCGUCAAGUUAUGGUGCACCAGCGCCUUCCAGCUCAUACGGUGCUCCAUCGUCAAGUUACGGGGCUCCUUCGGCAUCCUCACAUGGCAGCUCAGCUCCAUCGAGCUCGUACGGCGCUCCCUCAUCCGGUUCUCAGGGCUUCUCUGUGCCAUCCAGCUCAUAUGGUGCUCCUUCAUCUAGUUACGGAGCCCCAUCAUCGAGUUCUCAUUCAGCGCCAUCGAGCUCCUACGGAGCGCCAUCUUCUAGCUACGGAGCACCUUCUUCAGGAUCUCACGGCAGUUCUGCUCCAUCCAGUUCGUACGGUGCACCAUCUUCUAGUUACGGAGCGCCAUCUUCAGGAUCUCACGGUGGAUUUGCACCGUCAAGCUCGUACAGUCCUCCUUCUACGAGCUACGGCACCCCCGCCAAACCUCCGGCGACUAGCUAUGGUGUACCCACAGGACCCUCGACAAGCUAUGGUGCGCCAAAGCCUUCCAGUUCUUACGGCACUCCAUCUAGCUCGUACGGCGCACCAUCCAGCUCAUUUGGCGCUCCUUCUGUUGGUCACGGCGGCGGCUUCAGCAGCAGCGGUGGCAGUGCCUUCGGAAGUAGUGGCUUCGGCGGCAGUAGUUUCGGCAACAGUGGCCCGUCCUCCAGCUACGGCGCCCCGUCCGUUUCGGCACCUUCUUCAAGCUAUGGUCCUCCUUCCACUUCCUACGGCACUCCAUCGAGCAGCUACAGUACUUCUAACUCCGGCCACUCUUCUGGAGGUCACGGCUCCGGCGGAUACUCAACUAGUGGAUCGGGCGGAUUUUCCGCCAGCGGAUCCAGUUCCGGUGGUCACUCUUCUAGCGGGCACGGAUCCGGGGGCUAUUCUUACAGCGGCGCCGGCGGAUUCUCGUCGGACGGAGCUGGAAGUUAUUCUUCCAGUGGUGCAGGUAGCUUCUCAUCUGGCGGAUCGGGCGGUUACGCCUCGUCUGGCGCGGGCAGCUACUCGGCGAGCGGCGCAGGUGGCUACUCGUCCGGCGGGGCUAGUGGUGGCUACGCUUCCGCGGGUUCCGGCGGUUACUCUUCGGGAGGUUCCUCGAACGGCGGCGGCUACAGUACUGGCGGGGCGGGCCACGGGGGCGCAACAGGCGGCGGAUAUUCCAGCGGCGUGCCGGCCACCAUCAACCAAAGCUACGACUCUAACGGCGGUUACGUGUAUUAAGCAUACAUUAAAGUAUUUUUAAACUAUAAAAGGAACAGUCAACUAUUUAUCAUGUACUUUUGGACAUAGAUUGCCAUUUAAAGCAAUACAUUUUUUAAUACUAAGGCUUAUUGAAACCUUACAUAUUAAAAGUGAUAUUUAAGCAGUAUAUGUGUAAGAGUACAACAUCGUAAACAAGUAUGAUCAUUGUUCAAGAUAGAUAUGUUAACAUGUAGCGCGGCCAUGUUGCCACUGUGUGUGUGUAUCCAGUGUCUCAGCCUCUCUGUAAGCCGCGCUCCUGACGCUAUGCUUUAGUUUGUAGUGAAAAGUAUUAAUUUAAUCAUUACGAAUAAAAUGUACAAAAUCUAGAUUAAGUACGACGAAACUUUACAUAAAUAUAUGAUUUGUAAAUACAUUUGUUUUUAAUAACUCCAUGGUGCUAACAUCUUAUAUAAGCCGUCACGUUUUUGAAUUC